AUGUCGUCCUAUUUUUUCUCGCCACAGCAACAGUACCACCACGCAAGCCAGCAGCACCACCAACACCAGCAACAACAUCACCAGCAACAUCACCAGCAGCAGCAGCAUCCCCUCCCUCCCUCCUCCCAUACUGCUGCCUCGUCUUCCAGCUCCCACCAUGGUGGUCGAUCCCGCCGUUCCCACAAGUCCUCACACAACAGCAAUAACAACAACAACGGCAGCAGCAACAACAACAACAACAACAGUUCCUCCCACCGCCAAUUCCGAGGCGUCAAAAGCAUGAGAGAACUAUCUGAAGCACCGGCAGUAUCUGCCUUCCGUGCUCGUUUCGAGGCAGGCCGCUCCUUCGACCUUGACGAUGACCUGGAAUUCUGUCCCAGUCUCCUGACAGAGGACGAUCUCCAAUCCAUCCACUCCUACGCUUCCGAUCGUUCCUCUCUCGCAAGUCUCUCCCCCGACUCCUCGCCCUUGCAACACCAAAUUCAGCCCGCCCAACAGGUGACACCGUCAAUCUCACUCUCCCCAGCCUCGAUCUCGAAUGCAUCAGCAUCCGCGGCUGCUGCUUUUGGGUAUAAUCUCAAUCAGAUGAAAGAUCCAUCAACCCUCUGCGGGUUAGGGUAA
Messenger RNA from Paracoccidioides lutzii Pb01, 621 nucleotides. RefSeq lists its product as hypothetical. The record is from RefSeq and is a predicted model, not a curated record. Bases 1 to 621 code for a protein of 206 amino acids. The transcript is spliced from 2 exons.